UGCUAAUUAUUUGACUCCUUAGCACCACAAAGUCUGUUCCUUGGUUGAGAAAAAUAUGGUCACCAUUAUUGGUGAUGUUCAAGAGGACACUUUUCAGUGCAAAGAUGGUCCCUGUGUUGCAAAAGUUUUUAAGUGUAACUGGAGCUCAGUGACUAAAUGUGCCUCUCCUUCAUAAAGAUGUCAUUUGUCCGAGUGAACCGUUACAGCUCCCGGGGAGGAGGAAGGAAAGCACUGAAAGUAAAGAAGAAAACGGCAGUGAAGCAAGAAUGGGAUAAUACUGUGAAUGAUCUAACAGUUCAUCGGGCAACUCCUGAAGAUCUGAUACGCCGACAUGAAAUACACAAAUCAAAGAAUAGAGCACUAGUACACUGGGAACUCCAAGAAAAAGCUUUGAAGAGAAAAUGGAAGAAGCAGAAACCGGAAAUUUCUAAUCUUGAGAAAAGGAGAUUGUCUAUCAUGAAGGAGAUUCUUUCUGAUCAAUACCAGAUGCAGGAUGCAUUGGAAAAAUCAGAUCAUUUGAUAGCUGCAACCAAAGAUCUGUUUGUUGAUUUUCCUCGUAGGCGCACAGGGUUUCCGAAUGUAACAGUGGCUCCUGAUUCCUCUCAAGGGCCCAUUGUGCUAAAUCAAGACCCCGUCACCCAGGCCAUCCUUGGUGACUCUGUUGUGGAGCCUCAGGCUCUUAACGAAAUAGAUGAAGAAGAAGAAGAAACUGUUAACAGCCAGUCAGAGGAAAGUGAGAAUGAGUUGGAUAACUCUCUAAACUCUCAGUCUAACAUGAAUGCAGACAGGUUCCUUCACCAACUAAAGGAAGAUAAUUCUGAGAUAAUUAGUAAACUGUGGACUGAUAUUCAGCAGAAAAUAGCAACACAGUCACAAAUAACAAGCCCUCUAGGGACUCCAUCAUCCACCUCUCCAUCAGAGGAAAAAAAAGCUGCUCUGAAUGCGACUAAUGCUGUCAAGAGAGUCCACACCAGGCUUCAGCCUGAAGAAUCUUCUGAGUCUCUAGACUCCAGCUACGUUGUGGGACAAGUGCUGAACUCCAGGAAGCAAAAGCAGCUGUUAAAUAAAGGUUCCAUUCCUAGUGAGCUCCAACUGCGUAAAGAAGAAGAGACAAGGCAGAAACUGGAGCAGGCAUUAGGUGAUCAUCGAGAGCUCAUUGAUGCUCUGACAGCUGAAAUUCUACUUCUUAGAGAAGAAAAUACUGCUACCCAGGCGAGACUUCAGCAGUAUAUGGUCACAACAGAUGAGCAACUUAUAUCGAUCACACAUGCCAUUAAGAGCUGUCCAGUGAUAAAUAACAACCAAGCAAGUCUGGCAGCAGAAAGGGGAGCCACAAGUAGUAGAAUUAUGGACAAUCCAGAGGCUUCAGUUGUAAAUGCUAAUGUCUCCAUGCCAUUGAUGUUUCGAGGGGAAGAAGUGCGUGAAUUCCCACAGGAAGACUUGCCUGUUAAACUAUCUCAAGUGCCAAACCCUCCAGAUAGUGUGAAUCUGGCCAACAAUUUUCCAGCACACAUAUUUGAGCCGGCUGUGUUGUUAACACCACCCCGGCAGAAGAGCAACUCAGAAUUCUCUCCUCUGCAGGAUGUAUUGAGGAGGACCGUUCAAACUCGUCCUGCUCCACGAAUUCCUCCAACUGUGGAAAUAAUUGAGAAGGAACAAAAUUGGGAAAAGAAGACCUCACCGCCCAGCACAGACAUUCAGAAUUCAAGUGACGAGAGUCAUCUCUUCACCCAGAGGUGGAGGGUCUCUCACAUGGGAGAAGAUUUGGAAAACAAAACCGAGGCUCCUUUUGUCAACCUCUCACAGCCCCUGUGCAAUUCCCUCUCAAACACUCAGCAACCCAGAAACCCUGCAUUCUCAGAAGAGCCCCCAGUACUGGGGGAUGGGCAACAGCUUAGAGCAGAUGAGGCAUUAAUACAAAGAAAGAACAUCAUGGCACAAAUUGCUGAGUUGACACUGCAGAAUUCAGCUAUCAGGGCUCAUCUGAAUAAUAUUCUUUGGCCAGGGGGAGAGCAAGGGGAUGGACUUCGGGAGUUAAACAAACAGGAGACAAGUCAUACAAGCAACAUGAGUGCUACUUUUCCAGCAACACGGCCUCUAACACCAAAUAGCAUGGAGGAGCGGAUUGCGGAACUGAACCGGCAGAGUAUGGAGGCUCGCGGAAAGCUCUUGCAGUUAAUAGAGCAGCAAAAACUUGUUGGUUUGAAUCCUUCCCCUCCACCGAUAUCACCUAUUCAGUCACCUCUCAGAGCUUGGACUGAUUGGCCACAAAUUCCUGAUUUAAAAGAAGGAGGAAAGAGGACAAUUGAAGUAUCUGUUCCAGGAGCGGAAGCCCCAGAAACCUCGAAAUGCAGUACUGUCUCUCCUAUCAGUGGAAUAAAUUCAAGAAGAUCUUCAGGGGCUACUAGUAAUUCUUGUUCUCCAUUAAAUGCCACCUCAGGAAGUGGGCGAUUCACACCUGUUAAUCCAAGAGCAAAGAUUGAGAAACAAAAUGAAGAAGGCUGGUUCGCUCUUUCCACACAUGUGUCAUAAGUGAGGUCAAGUGUGACUUUGUUUUCAGUGGUACAUUCUUGAGCUUCCAUUCCCCUUUCCCUGCUUUCAAGUUUUUGUCCUUCUUUCAGCUAAAACCUACAAAGAUCCUGUGACUUCAUACAAAUAGAACAAAGAAAUAAAGCAAUUAUUUUAUUUUUGAACUUUCAAAUACAUUUCCAGCAACUAACCAACCUGCAACCUCCUGCAAAUAAAAUGUUGACUAUAGGGAAAUUAAAGUUUCAUAUUCUAGUAAUUUCCUAAGUACUUUAAGGUUUUUCUUUCUACUUCUUCUUUUUUAAUCCUCACCUGAGGAUAUUCUUUCCAGUGAUUAUUUAUUUUAAA
Molecule: messenger RNA, 2874 nt
Organism: Myotis brandtii (Brandt's bat)
Lineage: Eukaryota; Metazoa; Chordata; Mammalia; Chiroptera; Vespertilionidae
Gene: SPICE1
Product: spindle and centriole associated protein 1
Exons: 17
Coding region: 157-2532 (791 amino acids)
Biological process (GO): mitotic spindle assembly; regulation of centriole replication; metaphase chromosome alignment
Cellular component (GO): centriole; spindle; centrosome
Source: RefSeq, a predicted model, not a curated record